Molecule: messenger RNA, 8100 nt
Organism: Cyprinus carpio (common carp)
Lineage: Eukaryota; Metazoa; Chordata; Actinopteri; Cypriniformes; Cyprinidae
Product: stabilin-2-like
Biological process (GO): cell adhesion
Molecular function (GO): hyaluronic acid binding; calcium ion binding
Source: RefSeq, a predicted model, not a curated record
AAGGCCAACUUGUGUGGCCACAGUCUGGUGAAGGACCUCAGAGAGCCAGAAAGACAGAGUGAGAGAGAGAAAUAGAAAAUAUAAUUACCAUGAGGCUCAUCUCAAACUCAAUCUGCGGAGGUCUGAUCCUACUGCUGGGGACUGACAUACUCUGGAUGGCUUGUGCAGCAUCACAGAACCGCUGUGACCAGAACAUCCAGGUGGUGACUAAAUCAAAGUGUCAUUCCUGCUCCUUGACGUCUUUAGUUAAAUGUCCUGAUGACUACACCAAGAGGCAGCCGGAGAAAAGUACAAGGGACUGCAGGUAUCACAUCACAAUGGCUUUGUCUGUCAAGGGCUGUUCGUUCGAGUGUUACAAAGACACGGUGGAGCCCAAGUGCUGUUCAGGUUAUUGGGGCAAUGACUGCAUUGAGUGUCCUGGAUCAGCAGCGACUCCCUGCAGCAGUAAUGGAGUCUGCUCUGAUGGUAUAGCAGGCAAUGGGACUUGCACAUGUGCACCAGGUUUCAUCGGAACAGCUUGCGAGGAUUGUAAAGCGAACUUAUAUGGACCCUUAUGCAGUAACGUGUGUAGUUGCAAGAAUGGCAUAUGUCACAGUGGUGUAAAGGGCACAGGGCAGUGUACAUGUCUGUCUGGGUACACUGGCAUAGACUGUGAUCGAGAACUCCCAGCAUGUGCUGCUUUGCGGUGUGGGCCAAAUUCUCGUUGUAUUGAGGACAUGUCCACAGGGCAGCUUCUGUGCAGGUGCAAACCUGGUUAUCAAGGUGAUGGAACCCAGUGUACAUCAAUUAACCCCUGUUUGAGAAGCGUGUGCCAUGCAAAUGCAGUGUGUGCGCAUACAGGACCGAACCAGCAUGUCUGCACAUGUACACAAGGCUACAGUGGCGAUGGUCGUGUCUGCAUGCCCAUUGACCCAUGCCAGACAGACCUGGGCAACUGCACAUCUGGCUCUACACGCUGUGUGUAUGAUGGCCCUGGAAAGUCUCACUGUGAAUGUUUGGAGGGAUUUGAGAAGUUUGUUGAAGGGAAGGGCUGCAGUGUAAAAGAUGUGUGCAAACCAGACUCUUGCCAUAAAUAUGCCACCUGUGCCACAGUGGAAUCAGGAACAGUCGACUGUAAGUGCCAUGAAGGUUACCUUGGAAAUGGAAAAAUAUGCUUUGGGAACAUAAUUCAGCAGCUGCAGGACUUGAAUUCGAAGCCAGGAGGAGAGUGGACGGGUCAACUUUCCAGUGCCAUCACACUGUUCAAUAAACUCAUGUCAUGGCCCUUAACCUCCCUUGGACCAUUUACUGUGUUUGUACCAGUGAACAAGGCUUUUAAGGGCACAUCUGUGAAAACCCUGCUGGCUAACGGGAUGAGAGCUCGCUAUCUUGCUAAGCUGCACAUGGUUGCGGGAGAGGUGAACUCUGACUCACUGAAGAAGGGAAUCCUCUACUACACUCUGACCGGCAUGGCUGCCGAAUCAUUGACAGAUGAAGGGCAGAUAAAAAUCCGUCUUCAUGGCAGCCGUAAGAAAGGAACGCUUGUGGAGACGGAUAUCUUUGCCUCAAAUGGAAUCAUUCAUUUGACUGAUAAGCUGAUAGAAGCGGUUCCUUCCACUGUAAUAAGCAAGAAAGAGGAAAACCUGUUGCAGAUUCUCUCAGGAAAUGGAAAAUUCUCUCAGUUUAAAUCUCUGCUUGAGAAAAGCAAUGUGGCAACUGUUUUAGAAGAAGAAGGACCUUACACACUUUUUGCUCCAACAAAUUUAGCCUUUACCUUCCUGAAGCCUGGCUAUUUAGACUUCCUUACCUCAGAGGAGGGUAAGACAAGACUACUUGAACUGAUGCGCAAUCACAUAGUGACCACUUCUCAGCUGAGUGCCAGCUUCCUCGUGUCAAAUCCUCGUGCUGUGACCUUGGCUGACCAGGUCCUGACAUUUAAUGUAACAAAUGCUGGGCAGAUCCUGGUCAAUGGGGAGUCUGUUCUAGAACUGGAUGUUGAAGCGAAGAACGGCCGUCUUCAUUCACUGGAGGGGCUUCUAAUCCCUCCGUCCAUAGAGCCCAUCAUACCUCACAGGUGUGACAUCAAAGAAACCAAUGUUUUUAAGGGUCCAUGUGUUAGCUGUACACUUGUUUCCAAAUCUACCUGUCCAACUGGUGAAUCACUGGAUGUAUUCACCAGAGGCUGUGUAUUCAAAAAGGAUACUUUUGGCAUAAUCACACCCACCCUUGGCUGUUCCCUCUCCUGCAAUGUAACAAAGACUACCCCUCAUUGCUGUAAAGGCUUUUUUGGACCAGACUGUUCCCCGUGCCCAGGUGGUUUCACUGCCCCUUGUUCCUCUCAUGGGACGUGCUCAGAGGGCAUAGAUGGAAAUGGCACGUGCCAUUGUGAGCCCAAUUUCAAAGGAUCACGGUGCCAGUACUGUGCCAACUCCAACAAAUACGGCCCAUUCUGUGACAAAACCUGUGGAUGCAUACAUGGCGUGUGUGAUAACCGUCCAGAGUCUAGUGGUAAAUGUAAGCAGGGCUCUUGUAAAGAGGGUUAUACUGGAGAGUUCUGUGAGCAGCAGACCCAGUUGUGUGGGCCCAACCAACCCUGCCAUGCCCAUGCUAACUGUGUGCCCAAUAAGGGAGCAUUCACGUGCGUGUGUAAGCCUGGUUUUCAAGGAGAUGGAUACAUGUGUUUUGAAAGCGAUCCCUGUGCUUUGCCACAUCGUGGAGGUUGCAGCAUUAAUGCCAAAUGCAUAAAGACCGGUCCUGGCACACACACGUGCCAGUGUCUGAGUGGGUGGAGAGAGGAUGGAGAUGAGUGCCAGGCCAUCAAUAACUGUCUGGAUCCAUCUAAAGGAGGAUGUCACCCAAAUGCCACCUGCAUCUAUGUAGGCCCAGGACAGAGUGACUGUGCUUGCAAAAGUGGUUACCAUGGUAAUGGGAGGAAUUGUGAACCUGUCAAUCAGUGUGUGGAGCAGAAGGGUGGAUGUCAUUUUCUGGCCACCUGUCAGUUCCUGAACCCAGGUGGAUGGCAGUGUGUGUGUGAGGACAGUUAUGCUGGUGAUGGAAAAAUCUGUUAUGGAACCAUAGCACAGGAGGUGGCAACGAACCCAAAUCUUUUAGAAUUUAACCUCUGGAUCUCACGAGCUGAUCUUUCUCAGCUGCUGUCAGAGACAGAAAAUUACACACUCUUCAUCCCAUCGGCUCAGGCCACAGAGAAACUGAGUCAAGAAGACAAAGACUUUUGGAUGACCCGCAGUAACCUUCCAAGUCUUGUCAAAAGUCACAUUGUUUCUGGGUUAUAUACUGUCAGCGAUCUCUGUGCAUCCCCUUCCCCACGACUGGUUUCCCUUUUAAAAAGGACACUUCCUGUUUAUUCAACCAAUGAUACAGCUGUUGUUGCAGGAGGAAAAAUAACUAUUGGAGAUAUGGCAGCAAAGAAUGGAGUUAUCCAUUUUAUUGACAAAGUGUUGAUGCCUGAGCGACAGAUGAGUGAAGGUUUACUGGAGGUGUUGAGUCACAGAGCUGAUCUCUCUCUCUUCCGGAGCUCUCUCUUAAAACACAACCUGACAAAUGAAAUGGAGGAGUCUUCGGGCUUUACCAUGUUUGCUCCGACAGACAGCGCGGUCCGAGAAUACCUCAGAAGAAUGGGCAAGGAGUCACUGGAUUUGAAUGUGACCCAGUAUCACAUUAUAAUGUCUGAGACUCUAAAAGAUGGAGAUUUGGUGGAUGGACUGUAUAAAGAUACCAUGCUUGGCUUCUCGUAUCAACUUGGAAUUUUCCGGCAAGAUAAGAAAUUGCUUGUAAAUGAGGCUGAGGUGAACGUGACUGAUAUAGAGACCAGUAAAGGUGUUGUCCACACUGUGUCUGCUGUCCUGAGCAUCCCAAACAACCGCUGUGACAGAGCUACCAGCAAAAUUAUCAUGGAACGUUGCAUGGACUGUUUCCACCCAACUGAGAACCUUUGCCCUUCAGGAACAAAAGGACUGAUGAGCCUAAAGAGAAGAUGCGUGUACUUUCGAGUAUAUCAAGGAAAGCGAUUUCCUAACAUUGGAUGCAAAGCAUCUUGUGAAAGAGUCAACAUUGAAAGAAAGUGUUGUGCAGGUUAUUAUGGUAUUAACUGUGAGAAGUGUCCGGGGCCAGAAGGUCAGUCCUGUUUUGGCAAUGGUGUGUGUGUAGAUGGGAUCAAUGGCACAGGCGUCUGUCAGUGUAACCAGGGUUUUAACGGCACUGCAUGUGAGACUUGCCAAGCUGGGAAAUAUGGAGCUCACUGUGAUCAAGAGUGCAAGUGCGUCAACGGACGCUGCAAAGAUGGAGUGUAUGGAGAUGGCAGCUGUACGUGUGAUCUGGGCUGGAGAGGAAUAAACUGCAAUGUUGCUAUUACAUCAGAUGUGUGCGGAGGAAAAUGCCACAGCAGUGCCAACUGUUUGCUGAAAGUGGUGGACAGUACAUAUUACUGUAGUUGUGCUGCAGGGUUUCAGGGCAACGGCACAUAUUGCACAGCGGUGGAUGCAUGUGCAGAGAAUAACGGUGGCUGCUCUGUCCAUGCUGUGUGCAAGCGAACUCUCCCAGGACGGAGAAUAUGCAUGUGCCACCCGGGUUAUGCCGGCGAUGGAAAAGUAUGCAUUUCGGUCAAUCCAUGCCUGGAUGAUAAUAAUGGGGGAUGCCAUGCAGACGGUGAAUGCGUUCAUACAGGCCCUAAUAAGACAGCAUGUUAUUGCAAACUAGGCUUUUCUGGGGAUGGAAAGCAAUGUGAAGCUAUCAAUGUCUGUCUUGAGAAAAACGGAGGAUGUCACAGGUAUGCCCAAUGUACCAUGACAGGACCCCUGGAAAGGAACUGCACUUGUGGGCCUGGUUUUAUUGGAAAUGGAGAAAUUUGCAAAGGCACCCUGCAAAAAGAGAUUCGAAACCGAAACUUAGACUUCUACACUGGACUGGUGAGAAAUAUUAUACCUGAACUUGGAAGUCGUGGUCCCUUCACAGUCUUCGCACCCAAUGCAGACGCUUACAACAAACAAGAGUUUAAGGACAUUGUAAAGCGGACUCGUUCGGAAAACGCCAAAAUCCUGAGGUACCACAUAGUGGCCUGCCGUGCCCUCCUCCCAGAAGACCUCAUGCAGCCUCGUAACCUGACCACACUUACCGGUGACAUCCUCACCAUUACAUACUCGGGGGAUACUAUAUACAUCAAUAAUAAAGCCAAAGUGGUGUUCAGUGAUCUGGAAAGUAGCAACGGGAUUUUCCAUGAGAUUGACACUGUUCUAGUGCCCCCUGGUUUUCAGAUUCAGAAAGACAGAGGACAAGACAGCACACCACAUAACCUCUCAGAUGUGGUCAGUCUCCAUGGCUUCAAGACAUUCUACAAGCUUCUGGAGGACACAGAUACGUUGAAGUUGGUGAUGGAUCCAAUUCAUCAGCCUGUCACUCUGUUCCUGCCCACGGAUGCUACAAUGAGCGCCCUUGCCCAAGAGCAAAAAGACUUCCUGUAUGCGAUGCAUAACCGUGAUCAACUAGCUGAGUAUCUUAGAUAUCACAUCGUGCGUGACACCAAGCUAAUGCCCUCAGAGCUCAUCCAUGCCAGCUCUUUAAAGACUCAACAGGGCUCAGAUCUGUCAGUGGCCUGCAUGGGGGAAGAGCAUAUAGGAGAGCUUUAUGUGAACCAUAAAAGCUGUCGGAUUUUAAAGAGAAACCUUGAUUUCAAUGGAGGCAUGAUUUAUGGCAUUGACUGUCUGCUGAAUCCUCCGAGCGUCGGGGGGCGCUGUGACUAUAAGCACACCAUUGAUUUCACUUUGGCAUGCAGGUAUUGUGGUCGUGCUAUUUUGGAUUGCCCACUUGGAAGUAAGCCAAAGUCAGAACAAAAGUGUGUCCUUCCGGAUUCGCUGAUGUCUGGGAUUUCAGGAUGUCAGUCAACAUGUACAGUGGUCGUAUGGAAGCCCAAGUGCUGUUCUGGGUACUACGGCAGAGACUGCCUUGCAUGUCCUGGGGGUCCAGGAUCCCCUUGCAGUAACAAUGGCAAGUGUGAUGAGGAUCAUUUAGGCAAUGGCACCUGCACUUGCGAUGCUGGAUUCACAGGUGUAGCCUGUGAGCUGUGUGUGGAUGGCCAUUUUGGACCAGAUUGCAAAGCCUGCAACUGUACAGAACAUGGGUCAUGUGAUGAGGGUCCUAAAGGUACCGGUUCAUGUUUUUGUGAACAGGGCUGGACUGGUCCACGAUGUGAGAACAAACUAGCCGAUGGUCCUGUCUGUAAUCCGGCUUGCCAUGAGAAGGGCGUCUGCAUGAAGAAUAACACCUGUGUCUGUAAACCCUUCUAUGAAGGAGAUGGUCUCACCUGCACAGUGGCCAAUAUGUGCAAGUACUGGAACGGCGGCUGUUCUAAGGAUGCUAAAUGCAGUCAGAAGGGGGAGAAGGUGAGCUGCACGUGUUUCAAAGGUUUCUCUGGCGAUGGCUUUGAGUGCUCACCGGUCGACCCCUGUGCUGAUGGUGAAAACGGUGGGUGUCACGAACACGCUACCUGCACCAUGACUGGAGCUGGAAAGAGGAAGUGUGAGUGUAAAGACAACUAUAUUGGCGAUGGGAUUGAGUGUGAAGUGAAGCAGUUGCCAGUCAGUCGCUGUCUACAGGAUAAUGGACAGUGCCAUUCAGAUGCUCAGUGCACGGACCUGCACUACGAGGAUAAAACACUGGGGGUUUUCCAUUAUCGCUCUUCAAAGGGAACAUACAAGCUCAACUACACAAUGGCUCAGGAGGCCUGCAAAGAAGCAGCAGGAACUAUCGCUACCUACACCCAGCUGUCCUAUGCCCAGCAGGCUGGUUAUAGCAUGUGCGCAGCAGGCUGGCUUGACAAAGCAAGGGUAGCAUAUCCCAUGAGCUUCUCUAACCCUCAGUGUGGCUUUGGACAUGUGGGGAUUGUGGACUAUGGCAUCCGCAGUAAACUGAGUGAGACGUGGGACACGUUCUGCUAUAGAGUGAAAGAUGUGAAGUGUGAGUGUAAAACUGGCUACAUUGGUGACGGAUACUCCUGUACAGGAAACUUGCUGCAGGUUCUCUCAGCCAGACCAACCCUGUCUAACUUCUUGUCUCAAAUCCUGAAUUACUCAACUUCAGCAGCAGGAAAGGAGUUUGUGAAUCGCCUAAGUAACAUUACUAUCCAGUCCACUCUCUUUGUACCUGAUAAUGAUGGUCUCUUUAGCAAUCAGACUUUGAGCAGCAGAGACAUAGAGCACCAUCUAUUGGAUGGGAGAGCAUUAGUACUGCAGGCGCUUAUUAACAUCACUCAUGUCCGAACACGAUUGGGACACAGCCUGACCAUCACCGGCGUGUCUGAUUUCCAAAACCUUCAAAUGAUGAUCUCCUCUGGAUCCAUCAACGACCGAUAUGUCAUAGACUCUGACAUUUUGGCAUCCAAUGGGGUCAUCCAUGUUCUGCAGGGCCCAUUGAAAGCACCUCCUCCUCAACCUCCAUCCAUCCACGUGGCUCAUAAGGCUUGGGUGGGCAUCGGCAUUCUGGGGCUCAUCAUCCUCAUCGUAGCAGCUGCAUUUGUGGGAUACAAUUUCUACACACAUAAAACAAAGCCAUUCCAGUUCCAUUAUUUCAAGGAGGAUGAGGAUGUGAAUCUAUCAGAAUCAAAUCCAAACAUCAGUAAUCCUGUAUAUGACUCUUUACCUGCCACAAAAGAACAAACUCCAACCGUCAGCGAAUCAAACGAAGAAGACAAGCAUCAGGUGAUUUCCAGUGGAUCCUAUGGCCUCCUUCAGGACAGCUGAAAUCAGCAUGUCAUGCAUAAGCUAUGGAAUAACUUCAAUCUUCUCUGUAGCAGAGCAGUGGGACAUUCUGCUGCAGUUCUCUUUGAGAAUACAAGAGGAAGCUGUGAACUCCAUGUCACAGUGAUGGGACAGUGGAACAAUAACGCUAGACUGAGAAACCAAUCUGAAUCUACUGAAGUUGUGUAUGCAUGUUCUCUUUUCUUUUUUUGGAUGAGAGAUUAUUUGAAUGUGUUAAUGUUUUGAACUUAGUUACCAGCAGUCUCUAAAUUCUGUUGUACUACAGGCAUUAAUAAAUGUCCAACAUUUAUUAAAACAAAAUGUUUUAAAUAACUGUCCUGCUCAAAGCACAAAUUAAAUGAAAAAGAGAUUA